This is a messenger RNA of Trichoderma reesei QM6a, 690 nucleotides long. RefSeq lists its product as uncharacterized. The transcript is spliced from 4 exons. NCBI's taxonomy places the organism in Eukaryota, Fungi, Ascomycota, Sordariomycetes, Hypocreales, Hypocreaceae. The record is from RefSeq and is a predicted model, not a curated record. Bases 1 to 690 code for a protein of 229 amino acids.
AUGUCCGGCUCAGAUAGCCUGGCGGGCUACGUGUGCGGGACAAGUUCUCCGUAUACUACUAGUAUCCAGAGGACGACGCCCAGCUCGAGCACUGCCAACUACCUAGAGACGCAGGAAAGAGACAACAGCAAAAAGCAAAAACAGGCACGCGGCAAGGGAGGAGGGGGUGUUGUUCUCGAGACGACUCCAGUUUUGAUGUGCGACACGGAUGGGCGCUACGCCCUAGAUCGACAGAGUGCAUGCGUUGGCGCCAGAGGAGGUCUCGGGAUUGCUCAAGAGGCCUGGGCUAAUGAGAACGAGAUGGAUGGAUGGAUGGAUGGAUGGACGUUGGAUGUAAACGCAACGCCAGGAGCAGGCUAUCGAUGCGGGACUAAGGCAAGCGUCACUUCAGCCAAGACCGUGAGAAGGGAUACCGCAAGAAUCAGGCCACAUCGGACGAAUCAACAGGCUGGCAAGGUCUCGAAUCUCUUGACGAGUCGCGGUGUUGUUGGAAACCACUGUCUGGAUGGCCACACACAGCAUGUGCGAAGUCCGCAGCAUGCGACAUGCAAUAAUGCCACCGCUGGCAAUUACUGGCAUCGGGUGCCCGGUGUUAAGGCCCUUCCACUUGGCGUUGGGCGUUCGUUCCGCUAUUACCCUUUUGCUGCGGGUGCUGGUGAUGAUGCUGCAACCGACUCUGGCGUCUCGUAA